This is a messenger RNA of Oncorhynchus keta (chum salmon), 1832 nucleotides long. Its product is annotated as protein Hook homolog 2-like. Gene Ontology annotation, molecular function: microtubule binding. The transcript is spliced from 3 exons. Lineage: Eukaryota; Metazoa; Chordata; Actinopteri; Salmoniformes; Salmonidae. Bases 1262 to 1543 code for a protein of 93 amino acids. The record is from RefSeq and is a predicted model, not a curated record. Gene Ontology annotation, biological process: cytoplasmic microtubule organization.
UUAUUAGUGUUUGGCGUUGUGGUUAUAUUUUGGCUAGAAAGUAGUUUGGUUGAAGAGAGAGGCUGGGCAGUGGCUUGCAAGCUGUUAGGUCAGUGUGUUUAUCAGUGUUUAGAUUCGCGACUAAUUAUUUUGGAUAGAAGGGUUGCUGAUUGUUGGACUGUUGGAGCUAGGAACACAAGCAUUUUGUUACACCUGCAAUAACUUUUAAAAAUGAUUUUGUAUUAUUUUAUUUCACCUUUAUUUAACCAGGUAAAGUAGUUGAGAACAAGUUCUCAUUUACAACUGCGACCUGGCCAAGAUGAAGCAAAGCAGUGCGACACAAACAACAACACAGAGUUACACAUGGAAUAAACAAGCGUACAGUCAAUAACACAAUAGAAAAAAAGAUAGUCUAUAUACAGUGUGUGCAAAUGGCGUGAGGAGGUAAGGUAAUAAAUAGGCCGUAGUAGCAAAGUAAUUACAAUUUAGCGGAUUAAUACUGGAAUGAUAGAUGAGCAGAUGAUGAUGAGCAGAUGAUGGUGCGUAAGUAGUGAUACUGGUGUGCAAAAGAGCCACGAAGUAAAUAAAAACAAUAUGGGGGAUGAGGUAGGUAGAUUGGGUGGGCAAUUUACAGAUGGACUAUGUACAGCUGCAGCGAUCGGUUAUCUGCUCAGAUAGCUGAUGCUUAAAUUUAGUGAGGGAAAUGUAAGUCUCCAGCUUCAGAGAUUUUUGCAAUUCGUUCCAGUCACUGGCAGCAGAGAACUGGAAGGAAAGGCAGCCAAAGGAAGUGUCAGCUUUGGGGACGACCAGUGAGAUAUACCUGCUGGAGCGCGUGCUACGGGUGGGUGUUGUUAUCGUGACCAGUGAACUGAGAUAAGGCGGAGCUUUACCUAGCAUAGACUUAUAGAUGACCUGGAGCCAGUGGGUUUGGCGACGAAUAUGUAGCGAGGGCCAGCCGACUAGAGCAUACAGGUCGCAGUGGUGGGUGGUAUAAGGGGCUUUGGUGACAAAACGGAUGGCACUGUGAUAGACUGCAUCCAGUUUGCUGAGUAGAGUAUUGGAAGCUAUUUUGUAAAUGACAUCGCCGAAGUCGAGGAUCGGUCGGAAAGUCAGUUUUACGAGGAUCUGUGACCAAUACAUUUUGAUUUGAUUUGACUGUUAAUGUGAUACAAUUUCUCUGGCUAGACGUUGCUGUUUGGCUAGCGGUCAGUCAGUGGCCCUAUUUUGGUGGUUUGUUUGGAGUGCUGAUGUUUUAUGGGCAUCGUUGUGAUACAGUUAGACGAUGAUGACUGAAGAGGAGACUACUUCCUGUGAUGUCAUCAUGACAGCUGUCAAAGAAGACUCACAUGAGAGGAUCAUGUCCAGACAAGACCAAGAGGAAAAGCUCACUAUUACAGACUGGUACAGUAUGUGUGUGACUCUCCAGCAGCAGGAGCUGAGGCUGUCUGAGGGCUCUUGUAGGCCUCCAGGCCAAGCCCAGUCCUUCCUGGCCCAGCAGAGGCAGUCCACCCAGGCCAGGAGCAGGAGAGGCAUGGGGCUCUCUCCCAAGCUACAGCCCAGAUAGGAGGGAGAGAUGGAGGGAGAGGUCCCUCUGUUGAGGGUGGUGGGAUUGACACUGGAUGGACAAGGAACGUUGGAAGAGGAUGUUGAUGGGAUUUUUGUGGCUGUUUAAAAAAAUAUUGGAUGUUAAAAAAACUAUUUUAUGUAACAUUGGCGCCACCUGCUGGUCGAAUGGUAUUGGUGUUCGUUUUUUGUCCAUCUCAGUUUGAAUCUAAAAGUUAAAGGAAUAGAUAGGACAGUAAAGGACCAUCACUAUUACAAUGUGUUGCCAAUGGAUUUUUGUGCUUUGAAUA